This is a messenger RNA of Cololabis saira (Pacific saury), 3886 nucleotides long. RefSeq names its product 3-phosphoinositide dependent protein kinase 1b (gene pdpk1b). Lineage: Eukaryota; Metazoa; Chordata; Actinopteri; Beloniformes; Belonidae. Gene Ontology annotation, molecular function: protein serine/threonine kinase activity; ATP binding. The record is from RefSeq and is a predicted model, not a curated record. Gene Ontology annotation, biological process: intracellular signal transduction; peptidyl-serine phosphorylation. Bases 127 to 1824 code for a protein of 565 amino acids. The transcript has 14 exons.
CUCUGCUGUCCUCCGGUAACAUUGUUGUGGAGCGACGUCACAGCUCGAAAAUGAAGGCGCAGAGGCAGCCAUUACUGGAGCUUCUCUAAUUAUUUUAUUCCAAAUAAAUACUCACGGAAAACUCCCAUGGCAAGAGCUACCAGUCAGCUGUAUGAUGUUGUGCCCAUUCAGCCCAACGUUGUCAUCUGUUCCUGCUCACAUCCAUCAAUGGUAAGAAACCACCCUGACUCCUGCUCGCCACUUGCUAUCCCAGGCGCAAGCAGCAGUCACUGCCCUAGCAUGGAGGGCUCCGCAGCAAAGGCUUGUGCUGUAGGAACAUCUGCCAGCAGCCAGAGCUCAGAUGUCCGCACGCAGCCAGCCGUCCAGACUCCUCAACCACGCAAGAAGAAGCCAGAGGACUUCAAGUUUGGCAAGAUACUGGGAGAGGGCUCCUUCUCGACGGUCGUCCUGGCAAGAGAACAGGCCACGGGGAAAGAAUAUGCAAUUAAGAUUUUAGAGAAGCGUCACAUUAUAAAAGAGAACAAAGCCCAGUAUGUGAGAAGAGAGCGGGAUUUGAUGUCAAGUCUAGAUCAUCCAUUCUUCGUCAAGCUCUACUUUACAUUUCAAGAUGAUGAGAAGUUGUACUUUGGUCUCAGUUAUGCUAAGAAUGGUGAACUCCUGAAAUACAUUCGCAAAAUUGGCUCUUUUGAUGAGACCUGUACCCGGUUCUACUCAGCUGAAAUAGUUUGUGCUCUAGAAUAUUUGCACAGUAAGGGGAUAAUACACAGAGAUCUGAAACCAGAAAAUAUUCUUUUGAGUGAAGAGAUGCACAUCCAGAUAACAGAUUUUGGGACAGCAAAACAGUUGUCAUCAGACAGUAAACAAGCCAGGGCAAACUCCUUUGUUGGAACGGCGCAGUAUGUUUCUCCAGAGCUACUAACUGAGAAAUCAGCAUGUAAGAGCUCUGACCUGUGGGCUUUGGGGUGUAUAAUCUAUCAGUUGGUGGCUGGAUUACCACCAUUCAGAGCUGGAAAUGAGUACCUAAUAUUCCAGAAGAUAAUAAAGCUGGAAUAUGAAUUUCCGGAGAAAUUCUUCCCCAAAGCCAAGGAUCUUGUUGAACAGCUUUUGUCAUUGGAUCCAUCAAAGCGGAUUGGAUGUGAAGAGAUGGGAGGGUAUGACCCGCUGAAUCAGCACCCAUUCUUUGACACCAUUUCCUGGAGUGACUUGCAUCAGCAGACACCCCCUAAGCUCACACCUUAUCUGCCAGCUAUGUCUGAAGAUGAUGAGGACUGCUACGGAAACUACGAUGACCUCCUAAGCCAGUUCAGCAACAUGCAAGUGGCCCAGUCCAGCUCAUCACAGUCGCUGUCACCACACGAUUCUAUGCCGCCGCAGAGGUCCAGCAGCAACAUUGAACAGUACAUCCAUGACCUGGACAGCAACUCCUUUGAGCUUGACCUGCAGUUCACUGAAGAAGAAAAGCAGUUAUUGCUAGACAAACAAACCACUGGAAACCCCUGGCACCAGUUUGUGGAGAAUAACCUGAUCCUGAAAAUGGGCCCAGUGGAUAAACGCAAGGGUCUGUUUGCUCGUCGGAGACAGCUGCUUCUUACUGAAGGACCACACCUGUACUAUGUGGAUCCUGUCAACAGGGUUCUGAAAGGGGAGAUUCCUUGGUCCUUUGAGUUACGCCCCGAGGCCAAGAACUUCAAAACCUUUUUUGUUCACACGCCUAACCGGACAUACUAUUUGAUGGAUCCCAGUGGAAAUGCAGACAGAUGGUGCAAGAAGAUCCAGGAAGUGUGGAGAAAAAUCUAUCAAAGGCACCAAAACCCUGGCCUAUAGGAGCAGAAUUCAUUCUGUGUUCACUCCGUUUUAGCUCUGAGGCCAAUCACUGAGCAGAGUAAUACCCUCUGUAGUGCCCUUCAUCACCACAAUGUAAACAAACUCUUAGAGACGCUGGUAUCUAGACCUUGUUUGUUUUCCUUUAGUAAAACCAUAGGAAAAAUACAACUUUGGAUUCAGGGUUGCUUUGCUUGUUCUGUGUGCUCUCUGUGAGGCUUCUAUUGCAUUUUUCCAUGUACGGAUGAUAAAACUUUCACCAUGAACAUCUGCUUUUUGUACAUUGUGAGGGUGUGAGAUGGGCUAGCUUGUCAUGUAGAAUGAGACAAGCUUGGGUACUGCUAGGACUAUCUAAAAUGCAAGGACUGGUUUCCUGCUUCAAUGAUACCACAUACUUUUGUGAACCAGAGCCUGUCAAAAUGUCAAUUAAACCAUAUUCUCAUCCUGCGCCAUAUGUGCAAGCUGUAGUAAAGCCCAACUGCUAGUGCGUAUACUCCAUAGCUGUAACAGAUCCUGUAAACUGAUUCAGUUUCACACCUUUACUCAGAUCCUAUAUAUAUUUUUGCCAGAGCUCAACUAUCCCCCCCCCCCUCCUCACUCAUUCUCUUGGUACUUGCUUAUUGCAGCCCAAUUAAGGUCUCUGUAACAAAGUAGGGUGCUGGUCUGCAAUGAGACAUGGGUCUGAUCCAGUCUCCACGUGAGCCUUCUUUAGCUGCUACUGAGGAUGUUUUUGCUAAAAAGGGGUGGGUAAACAUGCCACUAGCUUGUACUUUUUAAUCAUAACCUGCUUAUCUUUCCUGCAUGGCCAGGCCAGUUUUGUCGCUCAGCCUUGUCUGCUUCUCUCUUAGGGCACUGGAAAUAGUUUGUUCAAGUUUAAAGGUGGGUAUUUUUGACUGCAUUUGCAGCCAUAGAAACUACCAUUGAUAAUUAUUUUACUUUUUUUUUCUUUUUUUUUUUUUUUUUUUUUUCUUUCUUUUCAACCAUUCACUGGCUAUAUGGUGUGACUUCUUUUUGUGGAAUAGUCAGCUUAUCUUCAGUAUGUCCUAUUGAGGUAAAAAAAUUAUAAAAUAAAAAAAAUAAAAGUCACUUCAUGCUGAACAGAAAAACUCCAUCAUCAGAAAUGGUAUUUGUAUCAUUGUUGCAAUCAAUCGGAGAAAAAGCUGUUGUCACUGGACAAGAUGGUUUAACUGCCUCAUCAGGCUUCUUGGUCCAUCAUUUUUGUUUUCCCGUUCUGGUGUUUGGCCCAAUAGAAAUUAAAGCAACUGAUUUAACUCAUGCUUUUGUUUUAGCAACAUGUAUGAUCAUAAUGCUUUUAUUUUUCGAGAUAGUACCAUAAGGUCCCUUCCAAAGGCCCUUUUCCUUCAGCUGAGUCUGUGUGUGCAGUGUGUGACUGGAGUAUAGGUGAAUAGGACCCUGGGGCCCAGGGCUCGAUGUGGUUGGAUGUCAGUUAAAAGGAUAUCUAUCUGAUCUUAAUGACAGAAGAAAUUGCUGUAUCUGUAUGUUGAGGAAAUGCCACAGAAGGGUUUUCCUCUAAAUAACAAAAUUGUUUGAAUCAAGUCGAUGGCAGUCGGUUACAUGGUGUAUGGAAUACCCUGUAUGGCUUGUAACUGACUAGAACUGUGAUGUACAGAUGAUGUAUUAUUAAAUCUGAAGCAAGUAAUGCAAUGAUAUUAGGAUACAGUUUUUGUAUUUUUAUUCUUGUAUAAGGUUAUUGAUGGCUAUUGUUUAGCCUAUAGUUCAUUCUGUGUUAUUUAAAUUCUAAUAUAUGAAUCAUAUUUGGAUUGAAGUCAUGUUCAGGGGCCACGUUGUGUAUGUAUUGAGAUGUAAAGCCUUUGAAUGUGAAUAAUUAUUGUAAACUAUAAUAUUUUACAGCUUUUUUCUUACUAUAUCAUACAUUUUCUAUUUGCUCAGUGAUUUAAUCAUACUCUGAUAAUUUAAUGAAUAUGUUCAUUCUCUCUCUGAUUAUUUGUUCGCUAGGUCAGUAGAUGUUGAAUGACGAAUUUUCCACUUAAUGCUUGGUAGUCCAGUAAUUAAAGCAUGUAGGGAUUUAGGCAUUUAAAUGAAA